This is a messenger RNA of Rotaria sp. Silwood1, 2025 nucleotides long. NCBI's taxonomy places the organism in Eukaryota, Metazoa, Rotifera, Eurotatoria, Philodinida, Philodinidae. The record is from the annotation of a GenBank genome assembly.
AUGCAACCUCUUGCCAAAAGCUCAAGUCAACCACGUAAUCCAACGGAAUCAUUGACGAAUGCACCGGCUUAUAAAUGUGGUUGGCUUUAUAAAAGAGGUGAACACAUAAAAACUUGGCGUCCACGUUAUUUCAUUCUUCGUCAUGAUGGUAAUUUUUAUGGUUAUCGUAAGCCUCCAGUUUUAAAUGAUACGCAACAAGAAGAACCACUUAAUAGAUUUCAAGUGACUGAUUGUAGUGUUGUACGUCAAGAUAAAAUCAAACAAAAUGCUUUUGUUAUACAUUUUCAUCAAAUGAAAAUAGAACGAUUAUUCGCUGCUAGCAGCUCACAAGAUCGUGAAGAAUGGAUAACAGCUAUUGAAAUAAUUAAUCGACAAACAUCACCACAUUUACAACAAAAAUCGCCAAGCACUAGUGCUAAAAUGGUUACGAAUGAUGAUGCUGAUAAUACAGAAAACGAAUAUCCUUUAAUGAACGAAGUAUUUACACGAAGACCACAAAUAAAUGAUUUUGAAUAUUUAAAAAUACUUGGCCGUGGCACAUUUGGAAAAGUAGUUUUAUGUCGAGAAAGAACAACACAACGAAUAUUUGCUAUGAAAAUGUUACGAAAAAGUCUUGUUAUAACAAAUAAUGAAAUUGUACACACAAUGGAUGAAAAUAAAAUUCUUCGACGAAUUCGCCAUCCAUUUAUUACGAAUUUAAUAUGUGCAUUUACAACCAGUGAUCGUCUUUGUCUUGUUAUGGAAUGUGUUAAUGGUGGUGAACUUUUUUUUCAUCUAAAUCAUGAAAAACGUUUUUCAGAAGAACGUACAAGAUUUUAUAUAGCUGAAAUAGCUUGUGUUAUUGGUUAUUUACAUUCAAGAAAAAUUAUUUAUCGUGAUGUUAAAUUGGAAAAUAUUUUACUUGAUCGUUUUGGUCAUAUUAAAUUAGUUGAUUUUGGUUUAUGUAAAACCAAUGUACCAUUCGGACAAACGACUGUUACUUUUUGUGGUACACCACAAUAUAUUGCACCAGAGAUUCUUCGGAUGACAUCCUAUACAAAUGCAAUCGAUUGGUGGGGUGUUGGCGUUAUAAUGUAUGAAUGUCUUGUUGGUCGAUUACCAUUUGCUGAUACAAAAAGUCAAGAAGGUCUUUUUCAAAAAAUCCUGAAUCAUGAGCCAACUUAUCCAGCUAGUUUAUCGCCAACAGCACUUGAUUUAAUUAAACGUUUUCUUAAAAAAGAGCCAACUGAACGUAUUGGAUCUGGUGUUGACGAUGUUAUUGAAGUUGAACGACAUCCAUUCUUUAUUAAUAUUCCUUUUCGUUUAUAUGAAGAAAAAAAAAUUGAACCACCAUUUAAACCAGUACUUGAUUCAGACACAGAUACACGUUAUUUUGACGCUGAAUUUACUAAUGAGCCAGUUUGUAUAACACCGCCUGGUAGUACUGAAUCUUUAAAUGGUCUUGGUUUUUCAGAUGAUGCUUUCGAACGUUUUACUUAUGUUGGAAAUGAUGGUUUAAGUCAUUUUGCAUCUCGUUCAAUUUUAUCAAUGGCAUCAUCAUUUGCUGCUCGUUCACAAUCAAAUAUUUAUCUUGAUGAUCCUGAUUAUUGUCAACAAUAUUCAAAUGUUCAUAAUUUACCACCUCAAUUUUCUGUUUCAACAAUGAAUAUGUCAUCAAUGAUUUCAGAUGCAACAUCAGCUCCAUCAUCAUCAUCUGUAUUAAAAAGUGCUAUAAGUAUGCAACAGUUAAAAGACCCAUCAAGAAAAAUGAAUAAUAGAACAUCGAAUAUAACUGAACAACAUAAUAUGAGUAUGGAUCAAGAUCAAUCAGAACAACGAUCAACAUUAUCAAUACCGAAUAUAUAUGAACAACAAUUAAUGAAUGAACGUCUUAUGUGUAUACAACAAAUGAUGGCUAGUGGACAAAAUUUUGCUUCAAUGUUUAAUGAUGAUCCACAAUUUGCUCAACAAAUUAUGGCUUAUAUGUCACCUGGUGGUCAUUAUCCACAACAAGAGCCUGAAGUUAUUGAAAUAAUGGACGAAUAG